Messenger RNA from Gymnodraco acuticeps, 3046 nucleotides. It is a transcript of the gene sqlea, whose product is annotated as squalene epoxidase a. Lineage: Eukaryota; Metazoa; Chordata; Actinopteri; Perciformes; Bathydraconidae. Gene Ontology annotation, biological process: cholesterol metabolic process; sterol biosynthetic process. Gene Ontology annotation, cellular component: endoplasmic reticulum; membrane. The coding region runs from base 217 to 1935 and encodes 572 amino acids. The transcript is spliced from 11 exons. The record is from RefSeq and is a predicted model, not a curated record. Gene Ontology annotation, molecular function: squalene monooxygenase activity; flavin adenine dinucleotide binding.
UCAGCAGCAUCCCUCCGUCUGUCUGCCGGCAAGUUACAAAGGUAUCUUUUUAUUUGGGGGUUGCUGACGUUUUUUGUGGGCACCCUGAGAAACAACAUGAAGGAUUAUUAUUAAUGCAUGGGACAAUUCUGGACAAACCUGAUUCUCCACCUGUUUCUCAGGAGUUCUUCCCCCGCCUAAUUUUCUUUUCUAUACUUUAAAAAAAAAUCCUUAAAGAUGUGGACCUUCCUGGGAAUAGCCAGCCUCACUUACCUUUACAAGAAAUCCAACACAGUGUUAUCUUACGCUCACAAAGAUCUCGUGAUGGCGGCAGCUCUGUUCCUGGCCGUCGGGCUGCUGCUGGCGUAUGUCAGGUAUUUCCACAGCCACACACUCAGAGUCUCUCAGGUGUUGCAUUUCCCUCUGAGACUGCUGUCCUGUGUGCCUCUUAUCAACCAUGUAGUCCCUCACACUUCAACACAGAGCAGCGAGAAAGCAGAAAACAACUUAAAAAAGAGCCGCAGAACAAGGAGAAGAGUACAAGCAGAAGAGUCCUCUGCGUCACAGAGUGCCUCAGAGAGUGGCUCCUCAGGGGCCCCGGAGCCAGACGUGGUGAUAGUGGGUGCCGGGGUCCUGGGCUCAGCUAUGGCCGCCGUCUUAGCCAAGGACGGACGGAGGGUGACGGUGGUGGAGAGGGACCUGAAGGAGCCGGACAGGAUAGUGGGGGAGCUGCUGCAGCCCGGAGGAUUCAGGGCCCUCAGAGAGCUGGGCCUCGAGGGCUCGGUGGAGGGUCUGGACGCCCACCAGGUGAACGGCUAUGUGAUCCACGACAUGGAGAGCAGCACAGAGGUGGAGAUCCCCUACCCCCAGGGGAAGGACAGCAUCCACUGUGGACGAGCCUUCCAUCAUGGCCGCUUCAUCAUGGGCCUGAGGAGGAGCGCCAUGGCCCAGCCAAAUGUGACAAUGUUAGAAGGCACCGUGACCACUCUGCUGGAAGAGGACGGCUGUGUAACUGGAGUCCAGUUCAGAGAUAAAGAAACCGGAGACAUCAAGAAGAUCCACGCAGGGCUGACUGUGGUGGCCGAUGGCUGCUUCUCCAAAUUCAGAAAGAGUCUGGUCGCUGAGAAAGCUCAAACCUCCUCUCACUUUGUGGGAUGUCUUAUGAAGGACUGUCCCCAGUUUAGAGCCCACCAUGCUGAGCUGGUGCUGGCCAACCCGAGCCCGGUGCUGGUCUACCAGAUCUCCUCCUCAGACACCAGGGUGCUGGUGGACAUCAGGGGGGAGCUGCCCCGCAACCUCUCAGAGUACAUGGCUGAGAACAUAUACCCUCAGCUGCCAGAGCACUUAAAGGAGCCUUUCAUGGUGGCACUACAGAACGACCGCCUCAGGUCCAUGCCUGCCAGCUUCCUGCCUCCCUCUCCUGUCAACAAGCCAGGCGUUCUUCUCCUGGGCGACGCUUACAACAUGAGGCACCCUCUGACGGGGGGGGGGAUGAGCGUUGCUCUUAACGACGUUCGCAUCUGGAGGACUCUGCUCGGCAACAUCCCAGAUCUGUAUGACGACAAGGCAAUGCUGCAGGCAAAAAAAACAUUCCACUGGGAACGCAAGUCAUCACAUUCUUUCGUGGUGAAUGUGUUGGCCCAGGCCCUGUACGAGCUGUUUGCAGCCACAAACGAAUCUCUUCAUGAGCUGAGAAGAGCCUGCUUCCACUACUUCAAGCUUGGUGGAGAGUGCAUUAACGGGCCCAUCGGACUCCUUUCUGUGUUGACACCUAAACCCAUGAACCUUAUUGGACACUUCUUCGCCGUGGCGAUGUACGCAAUCUACUAUAACUUCAAGACAGAGCCGUGGAGCACCAAACCUCGAGCUAUAUUCAAGAGCGGAGCCAUCCUGUACCGAGCCUGCACCGUCAUGUUUCCUCUCAUCUACUCUGAACUCAAGUACCUGGUGUACUGAGCAGCUGUGCGUCCUCACAGGCACCACCCUCAGUCUUCACAGAGAUGGCUGACUAAAGGGACUUUCUAACUGUGCUUCUACAAUAUGCCAUUAGGCGCUUUCACACCGCAGUACUUUUCCCACAAAGGUUCAUCAGAACUUAGUUCAUGAGAACUCUUUAGGAAAAGGGGGUAAAAAGGUUCUCAUGAACUAAUUUGAGUUCCGGCUCUUUUUGGUGUGAACUAUCGGAACUAAAGUGGGAAAAGUACUGCGGUGUGAACGCGCCUCUUGCCUUACUGCAGAUUUCAUCUCCUCAAUGUCCUACUUCAAUUUGGACAUAUUGUUUAACAUUGCCUCAGUGUAGUCCUGUUUGUGCCCGCCCACAGUUUGUCCUAUAUGCUGAAAAUGACAGUACAGUGUGUUAUCUCACAGCCUGAAUUACACUGAAUAUUUAACACUGGGAUUAUUCUCCAACAGAACCACUAUGUUAAACAUGGCAUCUGAAUUGCAUAUAGAUUUUGCGAUAGAGCCACUUUUCCUGCUGAGCUAAUUAGCGCUGCACUAUAUAUGUGAAUCUUUUUGUAAUGAUCAUUUAUAACACAAAUACACCAUUAAUAAUCAGAAGCACUUAUUAUAAAACACACUUUCUGAAUUAUCUUUUUAUAGUUAAUUCAAAAAUCCAGUACAUUUUAAGCCCUGUUUUGUUGAUGAAAAUAUCUGUUAUAUAUUUGUUCAAAUCACACAUUCUUACUCUGUGAUAAUCACUUCCUGCCUUCCUGAUGCUCUUUAUAUAAGGGACUCAUUUUGAUUCCCAAACUAUGAAAUGUGCUGACAGUGCAGCUGACAAAACCAUAAUCCCUGAACUCAAGAAUGAUCCCGGCACUAUUUUAGUCUCGCUGAAUGUCAGUGAAGAGCUGACGCAGCAUGCCUAAGGGGAAGUUUGAAUUUGACGAGGACCUGGAAUGGAAGUCGCUCACAUCAGGACCGAGUCAGCGGAUGAUGCCCAGGAGACGUUCCUCCUGGGCGGACAGACUCCUUCAACACCUGCUCUCUGUGUUUACCUGUGCCUGUGUUGGGCUUGAUGGGCCGUUAAAUAAAACAUGAUAGACAACACUCACUUUUUACAACAGAA